Messenger RNA from Phytophthora nicotianae INRA-310, 1847 nucleotides. RefSeq lists its product as hypothetical. The record is from RefSeq and is a predicted model, not a curated record. Bases 29 to 1681 code for a protein of 550 amino acids. Lineage: Eukaryota; Oomycota; Peronosporomycetes; Peronosporales; Peronosporaceae. The transcript is spliced from 3 exons.
CACUCUAGACCACAGGUUUAGCCUCGCCAUGAAGCGCGAGCUGCGUUCUGUGACGCUCAAGGCUUCGCCCUUACCGUCUCAAGCACCCGCACGUCCGUCCACCCGCUCGUGGCGCUUCGGAUCGUUGCUGCUACUCUACGCCGCCGGUUUCCUGUUGCUCGAGCUGUUGCUCUUCCGACACGCUCAUUUCUCGACCCAUCGCCGCCUCGUGGAGGUCCCAGAGGACUCAGAGCGCUUCGCUCUGUCCCCUCCAGACCUCGAGGACGCCGAGUUCGCCAAGAUCCAAGUGCCACAGUGGAUGACAGACAAACCCAGCGACGUGCCUGUUCAGGAGCGUGAACAUCUAAGUUGGCUACAUUCAGCGUGUGUAGCCAAGAAGCAGGCUAUUAUCACAUGGCAACAUGGCUCACCAGAGUAUUCUAACCAAGAGGAGAGAGAAAAGGCCCCAGUACUAGAAAGAGGCGACCCACGAGUUAUUGAACAACUAAAGAAAUGCCCCGACGUGGAUAUUUAUCUACCCGACGGCAUCCGAGGACUUGGAUACUGUGAAGAUGCAGUGGCGUUUACAAAAUAUUUGCACUCGAGAUUAUUGCCGUUGUGGGCGUUGGAGGACAAAUUCUUCGAUCCAGAGACGAACAAGAGCGUCAUGUACUACGAGCUGUGUCCACUGACGCCGAUGAUAUUCUUUAAUCAUUAUUGGGAUGAUCGACCAACUCGGUCGGAGUGGCCGAGAGCGAAGCCGAUUUAUAUCAUGCCAAAUAUCGAGAUGCGCGAGCUGACGGCGAAAGAAUAUUGGAGUGUGGAUGCUGUGCUGUGCAGAACGUUGGCCUGUGAUCAGCGAGUCAAGGCGUGGUAUGCACAGGAAGGAAACCCACGUAAUGCCAAGGUGUUUUACACUAGAUUCACGUCUUCAGACACCGCUGCACACGCCGUCGAGAUGCUCGGAGAAGAGAAUAUCCGACGGAAAAACUUUGCAAAAGUACGAUUCACACACACGGCUGGCUCCAGUCCGUAUAAAGGCACCGAGCAGGUACUUGACUGCUGGUUGUCGCACCCAAAUUUCCCACGUCUGGAUCUUUAUAUCCACGAGGAUAUCUAUGAAGAACGGUACCAAUCUACCUACGAAGAUGCGAUUCUCGAGGCGACCAAUGUGAAUUUGAUUCGUAAACGGAUGGACGUGGUGGGUUUUGGAAAAGUGAUGGCCGAGUCGUCCUUUUUCCUCUGUCCUAGCACACAAGAAGGUUACGGUCACUACAUCGACCAAGCUCGAGCAUCAGGAGGCGUUAUCAUCACAACGGACGCACAUCCAAUGAACGAACUUAUCUCUUCAAAGGAUAUGGGUGUUCUAGUGGAAACCCAGCGAGAAUCCGGUCCAGAUAUUCUACUUGGUGGUGCAUACCAUAACACGCAUGGACUUAACUCGGCUGAUGGACUUGUAGCCAAAUUUUCAGCUCAAAACCUCUGCAAUUCCGUGGAAUAUGUGCUUAAACAUACCACCUCAACACAACGUGAAGCCAUGGCUAAGGCAGCUCAACGGCAGUAUUCCGAAGACACCAAGUUCUUUGCGCAGCGGAUGAUCCAGCUGCGACUAUUUGCUCGCCAGCAACGCAAUUCCUGGAUACCACCCGAGGAAGACAUUGCUGUGGGCGACCCGGAACGAAUGUUUUUCCGGCGCACAUGACCUCCAAACUCGUAGCCCAUUUUUAAGUUUUACUUUACAAGCUGAUGAAAGCCUUACUGAUUAUCUGCUUUGUUGUCUUGCUCGUCAUAACGUGCGACGGUGGGACAGAUUUUAUUUUAGUUUUUUUUUAAGUAGAAAGUAGUAAAAAAUGAAAUUCCAAAGAUAC